Molecule: messenger RNA, 2720 nt
Organism: Loxodonta africana (African savanna elephant)
Lineage: Eukaryota; Metazoa; Chordata; Mammalia; Proboscidea; Elephantidae
Product: zinc finger protein 160-like
Exons: 4
Coding region: 1-2502 (833 amino acids)
Biological process (GO): regulation of DNA-templated transcription
Source: RefSeq, a predicted model, not a curated record
AUGGGGUUUAUUAGGGAAUUAACAGGUUACAAUUCAGGUUCAGGAACUUUCAGCAUACAGUUUUUCCACCAGGAUAGCCACUUCUCACCUGUGCCCGCAGGCAAGCCUCUCCUUGGCCCUCAGCCUCUGCCCGGUUUCGACAAGUGUUACAAAGCUCUUUUAGGUCUGCCAGGUCUGUUGACAUUCAGGGAUGUGGCUAUCGAAUUCUCUCAGGAGGAAUGGGAAUGCCUGAGCCCUGCUCAGAGGGCCUUGUACAGGGAUGUGAUGUUGGAGAACUACAGGAACCUGGUGUCCAUGGGAAUCUCUCCUUUUGAGAUGAAUAUUAUCUCCCUUUUGAAGAAAGGGACAGAACUUUGGAUGGUAGAGAAGAAGAUGAAACUAGCAAAUAACACAGAUAUCAUUUCUACCUGUGUGAUCAAGGAAUUAUCAAAAGAGAUCAGUAAGAAGGGAGAAUUAUUCCAGAAAGUGGUGUUGGAAAGAAAUGAAAGUCAUGGCAUUGAGGAUUUUCGCUUCAGGCAAGUCAGGGAAAAUGUAUGUGAGUUUGAAAGUCAGUGGGGAGAAGAUGGAAGAAAUAACAAAGGAGUUACUGAGGCCCAUAACAAAAAUUUCACUGGUAGAAGAGAUCAGCAUGUUAACAAAGAUACAGGAAACAAGUUUAUGACAUGUUUUAAAAAUACAAUUGAAUGCUUUCAGUCCCAUGUGGCUGAAAUGCAGAAAUUGCACACUGAAGAGAAAAUUUAUGACUGUCAUCAAGUGGAGCCGUCAGUCAGCAAUGGAUCUUCAAUUCCAUCCCUUCAAAGAUUUCCUCCUAGUGUCCAAAGCAACAUUUCUAAUGAAUGUGGGGAGGUUUUCUCGCAUCCUACGUUGUUUACACAACACCAGGAAACCCACAGCAGGGAAGAACCUUACGAAUGUGGGAAGUCAGUCAGCCAGAGGUCAAUGUAUACUAAUCAUCAGAGCAGUUACUGUGUACAGAGACCUUACGAAGGUAACGAGGGUGUCAGAACCAUUGAUUGUGGCUCAAACCUCACUAAAGAUCACAGGAUCCAUGCCAGAGAGAAACCAUGUAAAUGUAAUGUGUGUGGCAAGGUAUUUAGUCUACGAUUAAGCCUUAGAGCCCAUCAGAGAUUCCAUACUAGAAAGAUCCUUUACAAAUGUAAUGAAUGUGGUAAGGAAUUUAUGAGACGUCCAAACCUGUGGGGUCAUAAGAGAAUUCAUAGUGGAGGGAAACCUUACAAAUGUAAUGAGUGUGGAAAAACUUUUAACCGUGAUUCACACCUCAUUACACAUCAGAGAAUCCAUAAUGGAAAGAAACCAUAUAGAUGUAAUAUAUGUGGCAAGGUGUUUAGCCAAUGUUCAGGCCUUAAACGUCACCAGACAUUUCAUAGUAGAGAGAAACCUUACCAAUGUAAUGAAUGUGGUAAGGCAUUUACCCGAAAACUAAUUCUAGUUCAACAUCAGCAAAUUCACAGUGUAAAGAAACCAUACCAAUGCAAUAUAUGUUGUAAGACUUUUAGUCGAAGAUCAAUUCUUAUUAAUCAUCAGAGAAUUCAUUUUGGUCAGAGACCUCACAAAUGUCAUCAGUGUGGCAAAACCUUUAACUGGAGCUCAAGCCUCAGUAAACAUCAGAGACUCCAUCCUAGGGGGAAACCAUAUAAAUGUAAUAUAUGUAGCAAGAUCUUUAGUCGAUGUUCAGGCCUUAAACGUCACCAGACAAUUCAUAGUAGGGAGGAACCUUACCAGUGUAAUGAAUGUGGUAAGACAUUUACCCGAAAAUUAGUUCUAGUUCAGCAUCAGAAAAUUCACAGUGUAAAGAAACCAAACCAAUGCAAUAUAUGUUGUAAGGCUUUUAGCCGAAGGUCAAUCCUUAUUAAUCAUCAGAGAAUUCAUUUUGGUCAGAGACCUCACAAAUGUCAUCAAUGUGGCAAAACCUUUAACUGGAGCUCAAGCCUCAGUAAACAUCAGAGACUCCAUCCUAGGGGGAAACUGUAUAAAUGUAAUAUAUGUAGCAAGACCUUUAGUCAGUGUUCAGGCCUUAAACGUCACCAGACAAUUCAUAGUAGAGAGAAACUUUACCAAUGUAAUGAAUGUGGUAAGGGUUUUACCCGAAAAUCAGAUCUUUGGAAACACCAACAAAUUCACAGUGGAGAGAAACCUUACCAGUGUAAUGAAUGCAGUAAGGCAUUUAUCCGAAAACUAAGUCUACUUGAACAUCAGCGAAUUCAUAGUGGAGAGAAACCUCACAAAUGUACUGAAUGCGAUAAGGCUUUUUCCAAAAGAUCAAAUCUUGUGCGACAUCAGCGAGUUCAUAGUGGAGAGAAACCUUAUAAAUGUACUGAAUGUGGUAAGGCUCUUACUCGAAAAUCAAGUCUUUUGGAACAUCAACAAAUUCAUAGUAGAGAAAAACAUUUCAAAUGUAUUGAGUGUGGUAAGGCUUUUUCCAGAAGAUCAAAACUUGUGAAACAUCAGCAAAUUCAUAGUGGAGAGAAAUUGUACAAAUAAUGAAUGUGGUAAGGCUUUUACCCCAAAACCAGGUCUUUUGGAACAUCAACCAAUUCAUAAUGGAGAGAAACUUUACAAAUGUAAUGAAUGUGGUAAGUCUUUUUUCCACAGAUAAACCUUUUGGGAUCAUAAGAAAAUUCAUACUGGAGGGAAGCCUUAAAAAUGUAAUGAGUCCAGAGAGGCUUUUAGCAGUCAGUCAAUCCUUCAGGGUCAUGAGA